CGACGUGCGCCUGAUGCGAAGGAGGAAAGAGUCGUGUGGGCCUGAGGAGCCGGGAAUCUCUCCCCUCACGGGGAGGGUGCGGCGACGGUUACACAUACUCUGAACCUGCCAUCUCAGCACUCUUGUUCGUUGAAGUAACUCACUAUGGCUCCUAAAGAUAUAAUGACUAAUUCUCAUGCCAAAUCCAUCCUCAAUGCAAUGAAUUCUCUGCGAAAAAGUAACACGCUUUGUGACGUGACCCUACGUGUGGAGCAGAAAGAUUUUCCAGCCCAUCGUAUUGUGUUAGCUGCUUGCAGUGACUAUUUCUGUGCUAUGUUCACCAGCGAGCUUUCAGAGAAGGAUAAGCCUUAUGUUGAUAUUCAAGGGCUAACAGCUUCAACUAUGGAAAUAUUACUGGACUUCGUAUACACAGAGACUGUUCAUGUGACAGUGGAAAAUGUUCAAGAGUUGCUCCCAGCAGCCUGUCUGCUUCAGCUGAAAGGAGUGAAGCAGGCUUGCUGUGAGUUCUUGGAAAGCCAACUGGAUCCAUCCAACUGUUUGGGGAUCCGAGAUUUUGCUGAAACGCACAAUUGUGUUGACUUAAUGCAGGCAGCAGAGGUCUUCAGCCAGAAGCACUUCCCAGAUGUAGUUCAACAUGAAGAGUUUAUCCUCCUAAAUCAAGAAGAAGUGGAAAAGCUAAUCAAAUGUGAUGAAAUUCAGGUGGAUUCUGAAGAGCCGGUCUUUGAGGCAGUUAUUAAUUGGGUAAAGCACUCAAAGAAAGAACGGGAAGCAUCCCUGCCAGAGCUUCUGCAAUAUGUGCGCAUGCCACUUCUCACCCCGCGCUACAUCACUGAUGUCAUAGACACUGAGCCUUUUAUUCGAUGUAGUUUGCAAUGCAGAGACCUUGUAGACGAAGCUAAGAAAUUUCAUCUAAGGCCUGAGCUCCGGAGCCAAAUGCAAGGUCCAAGAACUAGAGCACGUUUGGGUGCCAAUGAGGUUCUCCUAGUAAUUGGGGGCUUUGGAAGUCAGCAGUCACCUAUUGAUGUGGUGGAAAAAUAUGACCCAAAGACACAGGAGUGGAGUUUCCUACCAAGCAUCAGCCGUAAAAGACGCUAUGUUGCCACAGUUUCGUUGCACGAUCGGAUAUAUGUAAUAGGUGGUUAUGAUGGCCGUUCUCGUCUCAGCUCUGUAGAAUGCUUGGAUUAUACAUCUGAUGAAGACAGUAUCUGGUACUCUGUUGCUCCCAUGAACGUUCGACGGGGCCUAGCAGGGGCCACUACUCUGGGAGACAUGAUCUAUGUUUCUGGAGGUUUUGAUGGAAGCCGGCGCCAUACCAGUAUGGAGAGAUAUGAUCCCAACAUUGAUCAAUGGAGUAUGUUGGGAGAUAUGCAGACAGCUCGAGAAGGUGCAGGACUGGUUGUUGCUAAUAAUGUCAUCUACUGUCUUGGUGGUUAUGAUGGUCUUAACAUCUUAAAUUCUGUGGAGCGAUAUGAUCCCCACACUGGGCAUUGGACAAAUGUCACUCCAAUGGCCACGAAACGCUCAGGAGCUGGAGUGGCCUUGCUGAAUGAUCAUAUUUAUGUGGUUGGAGGGUUUGAUGGGACAGCGCAUCUCUCCUCUGUGGAAGCAUAUAACAUUCGCACAGAUUCCUGGACAACAGUGACUAGCAUGACAACGCCCCGCUGUUAUGUGGGUGCAACAGUGCUGAGGGGAAGGCUUUAUGCCAUAGCAGGGUACGAUGGGAACUCACUCCUGAGCAGUAUCGAGUGCUACGACCCUAUCAUUGACAACUGGGAAGUGGUGACAUCACUGGGGACCCAACGUUGUGAUGCUGGUGUUUGUGUGCUGCGGGAGAAGUGACUUUCGGGAAAGGCCUUGUGAGAGCACUUCCAUGGGAGAGGGAGGCUGCAGUAUGAAGCACUGGCUGACUUGGGAGUUCUUGAUGCAGUGACCAUUGCUCUCUGGACUGUGCUGCACUCCCUCCGGCUCAUCUUCAAGGCUACUGAUUCCAGUUUAAAAACAAAACAAAAAACCACACAAGGCACUUUGAGCUGAAAAUAGAAAGAAUUAUAUGCUCAUGUAGGCUCCCCCUGUAAAAGUGAAUUGUCAGAUCAUCCAGGUUGUCUAUGCCUUCCAGCCUGCUGAUUGCCUGAAAUUAAGCAUCUCGGUCAUCUCCAAAGCAUCAACACAUACGGAGUUGUGAGCGUAGGUCCAAGGACUGGUUUGUGCCUGAAUGUUUCCAUGUACUAAAUAUGCUACAGUGUGGACAUACUGUUUGUGAACAUUGUGUGGGCACAAUGUGCUUUCUGGAUGCUUUUUCAGGUUCUGCACAUACUUGCACUUGAUGCUGGGAAGAACAGCCAGGUACAGGCUGAUUGCAUGCAACUGAAAGUCUCAGUAUAUUGGUUUAAGGAAUCUGACCUUCAUCUUAAUAACUGAAGAGGGAGAAAUGGAGACUAUUGCCUACUGCACUAUUUAGUCUGUCUGCUGGGGAGGAUGACAGGCAGGCAGGAAGAGAACACUGCAUUUUAUGUUUUCUGUUAGAUGCUGGAUGCCAAUGUUUCUUGGAGAGAAAGAGAGAGAGGUUGUGUUAUAGUAUUUGUGAAUAAAAACUUGGUUGUAGUUUACAUCUAUCGUCUAAGUCAGAGGUUCUUAGUGUUAGCAGAGCAGUGAAGUAAAAAGUCUUGGCAGUGUGUUCUUGGGUACCUCAGCAUAAUGGUUGGGUGCAAACAUCUGCUUUCAAAAGGGUACAUCAGCGCAGGCUAAUUUUCAGCCCAGGCUGGAUGUGCACUUUCAAUGCAGACAUUCCGACAAAUCACAAAGCACCUUUUAACUUACACUGGUCACUUCAGAGUCUUCACAGCAGAUACUGUUGAAACCUAUGCAGUCUGUAUGUCCCACAUGAGCAAUGUCAGCCCAAGUUGUCUCAUACUUCAUCACUGCUUUUAUUAAGCCUGUUUUUUGUGCUCCUGCUUUAGCACUGAAGCACCAACGUUAGGAGCAUGAGACGUUAUAUCCUUAUAUCCUACAAAUGUUGCCAACACAUUGUAGUUUUACCUGCUGACCAUCCAGAUCCAUUUACAGCAAGGAUAUUCAGUGAUCAUUUACAACAUCAACUGGAACUCUUUAACUUUUCCUCAAGGCGUCUCUUGACAUUUAGGAUUCCCUUUCUUCCUGUCUGUUUAAUACUCCACUGGUGUAUAAUGCAGCUUGUAUUAGAUGUGUGAAAAUAAGUCACAUCGCCGGAGUGGACACCUGAGCCUGUGGAUAAUGUAGCUCCAUUCCUCAAUUAUGUGCCCUAAACGUUCAGCAUGACCUUGGAGCAAUAUCCCAUGACCUACUGAGCCUCUUCCUGUGUUGCCCAAUCAGGAACUAAGGGGUGAAUGUAUUUAUUUUCUUGGGUGCUGUUGACUCCUUGCUUUGGGGAUGUGGUAGCAUGGGAUAAAGAUGCACUUUCAAACAACACUGAGUUUAUAAAUUCUGUCCUGUCACACCAGUGUUUGUGAUUAAUUUCUUAUGUAUUUUUUAAUAAAAGUAUCUCUGGUA
Molecule: messenger RNA, 3525 nt
Organism: Elgaria multicarinata webbii
Lineage: Eukaryota; Metazoa; Chordata; Lepidosauria; Squamata; Anguidae
Gene: KLHL12
Product: kelch like family member 12
Exons: 12
Coding region: 145-1839 (564 amino acids)
Biological process (GO): protein monoubiquitination; COPII vesicle coat assembly
Cellular component (GO): COPII-coated ER to Golgi transport vesicle
Molecular function (GO): protein binding
Source: RefSeq, a predicted model, not a curated record